Jatropha curcas is the source of this 2318-nucleotide messenger RNA. Its product is annotated as basic helix-loop-helix (bHLH) DNA-binding superfamily protein. Gene Ontology annotation, molecular function: protein dimerization activity; transcription cis-regulatory region binding; DNA-binding transcription factor activity. NCBI's taxonomy places the organism in Eukaryota, Viridiplantae, Streptophyta, Magnoliopsida, Malpighiales, Euphorbiaceae. Gene Ontology annotation, cellular component: nucleus. Gene Ontology annotation, biological process: regulation of DNA-templated transcription. The record is from RefSeq and is a predicted model, not a curated record.
CCCUAGAAUCCAGAUCUAAUCCGCAAACCCUUGAAAUUUUACCAGUAUCUUAAUUUGAAGAAUUUUGAAGCUCAAGUUUUCAAAUUUCAAGUUCCGUAAUCUUUGGUAAGCCUUCUCAUUGCUGCUUUUUAACUCAAGUGUCUUAGACUGUGCUUAUAUUUACAUGACAAGUUCGCGUAAAUAGCUCAAUCGUAUCACUUCCUCACAUGGAGUAGACAAAAAUGAUAUUGGGUUUGCAAAAUACUUGUGUUAAAAUUAUUUGGUUUUGUUGAAUUUGUUGAAGGCUGUGAAUUUGAGAAUUGAGUAUUUGUUGAAUCUGAUUUUGGAUUUUGGAAAGUUUGAUGAAAUGGAGGUGAUUAGAUUUCUGGGUUAUUUGAAAUUCAAGUGCAAGGAUUCAUUUUUUCUGUACACUUGCUGUUUUUAGGGAUUUGGGUUUUGUAUGUGUGAAUUAACUGUACAAGUGGAGUCAUGGGUGAGAAAUUUUGGGUGAGUGAAGAAAAGACUAUGGUGGAAUCAGUAAUAGGUGCUGAGGCUUGUGAAUACUUUUCCUCUUUGGCCUCUAAUAAUGUAUUGGCAGAUUUGGUUUCUCCAACGUGUAAUUUGGGCUUGCAGCAGGGGUUGAGACAGGUUGUUGAUAAUUCAAAUUGGAAUUAUGCAAUUUUUUGGUGUGUGUCCAGCUUGAAAUCUGGCGAGUCUAUCUUGACUUGGGGUGAUGGGGUUUUUCGGAGUUCGGAUGGUGGUGGAGCUGGAAAAGAGAAUUCUAUAGGGGAUGUUAAAUUAGAGGGAGUUGAGAAGAGGGAGGAAGUGAAGAAGCGUGUGCUUCGAAAGCUGCACUCAUGCUUUAAUUUGUCGGCUAGUGAUAACUAUGCAGCUAAAGUGGAUUGGGUUUCUGAUUUGGAAAUGUUUUAUCUCACUUCAAUGUAUUUUACAUUUCGAUGUGAUUCAGCGUCUUUUCCUGCAGAUUCUUAUAAGUCUGGUAGACCAAUCUGGGCUUCGGAUGUAAUUAGUUGUCUAGAGCAUUAUCAAUUGAGAUCAGUUUUAGCAAGAUCAGCUGGACUCCAAACGGUAGUGUUUUUACCUGCUAAGUCUGGAGUUGUGGAACUUGGUUCUGUUAAAUCAGUUCCUGAAGAGCAUAAUAUUAUUGAAAUGACAAAGACCAUCUUUGGGGUUUCAAAUGUUGUACAGGCAAAGGCAUGUCCGAAAAUUUUUGGCCGUGAACUAAGUCUGGGUGGGUCAAAAUCUCAAUCAAUUACUAUUAAUUUCUCACCAAAAGUUGAAGAUGACUUGAUUUUCACUUCAGAAUCUUAUGCUGAAGCAAUAGGCACUAAUCCAGCUUAUGGAAGUACUUCUAAUGGAUGCACAAGCAACAGUAAUGAAGGGAAACUGUUUCCACAUCUGAACCAAAUGAAUGUUUCUGGUUUCAAUAAUGAAUCAACGGCUACUGGUAUAGAGCAGCCUAAGGAUGAUUUGUCACCUCAGCCAGAUGAGCGGAAGCCAAGGAAAAGAGGGAGAAAGCCAGCCAAUGGGAGGGAAGAACCUCUAAAUCAUGUGGAAGCAGAACGACAAAGGAGGGAGAAGCUCAAUCAGAGAUUUUAUGCAUUGAGAGCUGUUGUUCCCAAUAUCUCUAAGAUGGACAAGGCCUCUCUUCUUGGCGAUGCUAUUACCUAUAUCACUGAUCUGCAGAUGAAGAUUAGGGUUUUGGAAACUGAAAAGGAGAUGACAAACAAUAUGCAAAAGCCACCUGAAAUUGAUUUUCAUACAAGGCAGGAUGAUGCAGUUGUGAGGUUCAGUUGUCCUUUGGAUGCUCACCCGAUUUCUAGCAUACUAGAAACUUUUCGAGAACAUCAAAUUUCAGCACAAGAAUGUAACGUGUCUAUGACAGAGAAUGAUAAGAUUGUUCACACAUUUUCUAUCCGGACUCAAAGUGGUGCUGCUGAGCAGUUGAAGGAGAAACUGGAGGCAGCCCUCUCUAAAUGAUUUCAGUGUACCAUAGCUGUGUGUAUAAUCUCAGUCCAAUCUGUUUAUCUCAUUUUGAGGAGGCAAAGAGGGAAUCAUGUUUGCUUGUGACUAACCAGCCAUUGAUGGUAUCUGUACUCUUUUAACUUUUUGUUGUGUUAUGUAACUUCUCAUGCCAAGUGUGUGUAAUUCCUGUUUGUAAUAUUUGUUUAAGGUUUAUUUGGAUGAAAUUCCAUGUACCAAUUAGAGUUUAUGUAACAAGAUUUAUUUUUGAAAGUUGGACAUGUCCUUUAAAGUACUGUCCUAUAAUCUUAAACAGUUGCAAAAUCAAUUGCAACUGCAAAGUAAAAUUGUCAUUUUCC